AAGCGGCUGCGAGAACGGUUACGCACCGCGCGUGAGCCGUUUAGGACGGCUCUGCGCAUGCGCCUACGCGGGGCUGGUGACUGAUGUCCUGCUUUGCGCAUGCGUAACAUCUGUAUAUUAUCGCUCUAAACUCUUACCAUGCGGGGACUCAGGGAAUGCCCGGAUGGACGCGGCCGACGUUGCCCCGCGCGUUAUGCGCAUGCGCAGUGUCAAGAUGGUGGGGCUGGAUAUGGAUUUCAGGGACCGGCAGCUGAGGCGGCGGCAGCAGCAGGUGCUGCAGCAGCGUCAAGGUAACCAGGUCUGGCGCCUGCCCCGCGGGGCCCGCUGCCCCUCAGCCUGGGCCCCGUUCCAGGGCCAAUGCCAGCAGUCGUGGCCAGUCGCUCGCAGGAAGAGAGCGGCCGGCUCUGGGCAGCGGGGAUGGCAGCCGCGGCCAAGGACGGCAGCCGCCCCCAGGGCGAAAGGGAGCGCGGCAUCGGGCCCUAAGGCUAAGGCGGCUGGAGCGGCAGACCCCAAGGUGGCUGGUGGGAGCGUGGGGGCAGGGAGCGCGGUGGGCCCAGCAAUGACAGCGGCCUCAGGCGGGAGCGCAGCGGAGACGGCGGCGGCCCCAGACCCCGCGGUGAAGGUGGCAGGUGGGAGCGUGACCAUGGUGGUGGCAGCCUCGGGCCCCAUGGUGAAGGUGGCUGGCGGGAGCGUGACCAUGGUAGCCCCGGGCCCCCCAGCAAAGGUGGACGCUGGGAGAGUGGGGGAGAUGAUGGUGGUGGGUUUGGGUCCUGUGGUGAAGGAGGCUGACCGGAGCACAGCGGAGACGACAAUGAAGGUGGCUGGUGGGACGGUGACGAGGACAGCAGCAACCUCAGACCCUACGGUGAAGGUGGCUGGUGGAAGCCCAGUGACCUCAGGCCCUGCGGUGAUGUUGGCGGCCUCAAGCUCUGGGGCGAUGGGCCCUGCGGCGAAGGUGGCCAAUGAGAUCAUUCAGUCUCCCUCUUUUGGGUCACAGGCGGCCAUCCCACUGCCAAAAUACAACAGUGGGGUAUCUGUAUCUACAAUGGAGCCCAACAGCAGCAGCACAUUGGCUUUCAAGGGUUCUGUGGUUUCAAUGGCAGCCACAAAGAGACACAACAACAACAAUGUCCCUGUGUGUGGGACUCCAGCAGCCAAGCUCCUCAAAUUGCCUGGGCCUGAUGACAACCAUAGUCCAGCCCUUUUGGAAGCCUUCAAGGCUGUGGUUGCAGCUGGUGGGAGUGGCUGGCUGGACCCAGUGGCAGUGGCUGCAGUGAAAACAGAACUGGAAGUGGGCUGCUCCUUUGAGGAGGACCUGGGAAGCGGGAGCAGAGAGACAAGUGGCAAGAGCAGUGAGCCACAGCAACUCACCUGGACCCCCACCCUACUUGUGACAGAACGCAAGAGAAAGAAGAAGCCUAUUAGCCAGGAGCGCACAACCUUAGUGAACCUUGUACCAUGCACUGAGGAUAGGAUAAAGGAGCCUAAGCCCAACCCCCUGGGAUCAGAGGACCAAGCAGAGGCCUACAAUAUGGAGCCCAUGUUGUCAUUUUUCCCACCAGAUUCCCACAUUAGAAGCAUGGUACCAGGUGGUGAUAACUUUAUGCAAGCUGAACCAAAGGAAAUAUGGAUUUGCGGCCAUUCUGUGAUUUUGGUGACAAAGAGGAGGGCAAGCACUCACCCACAUGGGCUGCAGCUGGGUUUCCCAAGUUCGAGUGCAUUUUUGUAUUGGCAUGGCAUACAGGCAAUGCUGUGGGAUCAGCUCUUGCCUCUUCUUCAUGAAAUUUAUUAUCUCAGGUCUUUUCCAUCAAUUAUAGUAAUUCACCUUGGGGAAAAUGAUCUUGUGCAACACACCAGUAUGUCACUUAUUGUCAAAAUGAAAAAUGACUUGGGCAUCCUUAGAAGGGCCUUCCCUGAUGCCCAUAUAAUUUGGUCUUCACUGUUGCCAAGGCGUUUUUGGAAAGGAGCCGAAAAACCAGUGAGUAUAGAAAAGGCACGGAAGGGGAUUAACAGGGAAAUGUCCCAUUAUUGCAGUGAAAAUGGCAUAAUGUUUUUGAGACAUGAUUUAAUCACUUACGAUAAGCCAAACAUGUUCCUGCCUGAUGUAGAUGACUUGUCUGAUGUAGGAGCUGAUGUUUUUACAGCAGAUUUAAAAGGGGCCCUACAUUCCUGCCUGGGCUUUGGUAAAGGCUAAUCUGCUUUUGUCUGGGGAAACGAAUUUUUCAGGACUGUUCCAUGACAUCCCAUCUGUGCACGGGAGUCUAGGAUUUGAGGGGCAGGGAGGGAGAUGGUCAUACCAGUUGAAAGUUAAAGCUUCGUUGCUUUAAACUGGCAGGAAGGAGCAUUUUGCAGUUGCGUCCACAUCCUGUUGUCCUUGGCAAGUUCUUGAUGUGCCGGAAGUUAAGGUGGGUUUGGGUUGCCCACCCAUGGAGUUUCACAGGUCUGUCAGGUCUGUGCACAAAAGACUGUAGUAACUAUGGAGUUACCACCCCCCCUUCCCCUGUGAAGAGGGGAGACUGGACAGAUACAUAACCUCUGAGCGAGUUAAUGUUCAUUGUGUUAAUUUUGUUCAUUUUGAUCCCUCAUAGCAGUAUUCUUGUAGACAAUAAGAUGUAAUUCAGGAUUAACGAGUUUCAGAUGGCUCGUUCACAUAUUUCUAUCUUAAAUUAGAUGUGUGUGGAAUAAACAUUUUGUUUAAGGUGUGAGUGUGUGUAUAUACACACGUGCAUACACCAUAACACAUUUAAAUGUAAGUGUGCAGCAUGGUAUGUUGUCUCUUAUGCUUUGGUAUAAUAGACUGUAAUUGUUGGAAAGUUAUGGACAUUAGCAGGGCUUUGGACCAGAUCCUGGAGCUGGAGUGUGGAGCAGCUCCGGAGCAGUGGAGCUGCAGGUUUUUGCCUGGAGCUGGAGUGGAGCCAGAGCACAGCUCCAAAGCCCUGGAUAUUAGGGCUCUGACUAAACAGACUGUUUCCAAUUAUUCAUAGAAAUAUAGGGCUAGAAGGGACCUCAAGAGGUCAUCAAGUCCAGCCUUCUGAGUGCUGAGGCAGGACCAUCCCUCUGUUCUUAAAAAACCUUCAAGGAUGCUGAUUCCACAACCUCCCUUGGAAGUCUAUUCCAGUGCUUAACUACCCUUCUAGUUAGAAAGUUUUUCCUGAUAACCAUCUUAAAUUUCCCUUGCUGCAGAUUAAGCCCAUUACUUGUUGUCUUACCUUCAGUUGACAUAGAGAACAAUGUAAUCACUGUCUUCUUUAUAACAGCCCUUAACAUCGUGGAGGACUGUUAUCAGGUCCUCCCUAGUUCUUUUCUUAAGACUAAACAUGCCUAGGGUCUCCCCUUCUCUUCCCUCCUCCCCUCCCCACCCCACCCCACCGUUCAGAUUUUCCAAACCUUUUAUCAUUCUUGUUCUCCUUUGGACUCUUUCUAGUUUAUCUACAUCUUUCCUAAAGCAUGGCACCCAGAACUGAUACAGUAUUCCAGCUGAGGCCUCUCUAGUGCCAGGUAGAGCAGGACAAUUACCUCCUGCAUUUUUUAUAUAUAGCACUCCAGUUAAUACACUCCAGAAUGACAUUAGCUUUUUUCACAACUACAUCACGCUGUUGACUCAUAUUCAGUUUGUGAUCCACUACAACCCCAGAUGGUUUUCAGCAGUACUGUCACCUAGUCAGUCAUUCCCCAUUUUGUAGUUGUGCAUUUGAUUUUUCCUUUCUAAGUGUAGUACUUUGCAUUUACCUUUACUGAAUUUCAUCUUGUUGAUUUCAGACCAAUUUUCCAGUUUGUCAGUCAUUUAGAAUUCUAAUCCUAUCCUCCUACGUGCUUCCCAGCAUGGUAUCGACUGCAAAUUUUAUAAGUAUACUCUCCACAGCAUUUUCCAUGUUAAUGAAAAUAGUGAAUAGUACCAGACCCAGGACUAACUCCUGCGGGACCCCACUAGAUUCAUCCCUACCAGUUUGACAGCAAACCAUUGAUAACUACUCUGAGUAUGGUCUUUCAAUCAGUUUUAUACUCACCUGAUAGUAAUUUCAAAUAGACCACAUUUACCUGUUUUACUUAUGAGAAUGCCAUGUGGGUCUGCGUCAAAAGCCUUACUAAAAAUCAAGGUAUAUCCUGUCUGCUGCUUUCCCUCAUCCACUAGGCCAGUAACCCUGUUAAAGAAGGAAAUUCGGUUGGUUUGGCAUGAUUUGCUAUUUCUUAUAACCCUGCUAUCCUCUAGCUGCUUACAAAUUGGUUAAUAAUUUGUUCCAGUAUCUUUCCAUGUGUGCAAGUUAGGCUGACUGGUCUAUAAUUCCCUGGGUCCUCUUUGUUCCCCUUUUAAAAGAUAGGUACUAUUUUUGCCCUUCUCCAAUCUUCGAGUUAUUCACCCAGCAUCCAUGAAUUCUCGAAGAUACUUGCUUACGGUUAUGAGGUUGCUUCAGCUAGUUCCAUAGGUACAAUAGGAUGAAUUUCAUCAGGACCUAACAACUUGAAUACGUCUAACUUAUCUAAAUGUUCUUUAACCCGUUCUUCACUAUUCUGGCUUGCAUUCCUUCCCCUUUGUUGUUAAUAUUGUGACCCAAUACUCAACACCAUUAACCUUUUUAGAAAAGACUGAAGUGAAAUAGGCAUUAAACACUCAGCCUUCUUGAUGUUGUCAGUCAUUAGCUCUGCUUCCCUGCUAAGUAGAGGACCUACACUUUCGUUUGUCUUUCUCUUGCUCUUCAUGGUUAAUCCUGUGUUAACACUAACAAGUACAUAGGGCUCGCAAGUAUCCUCUAUCCUGUUCUCAUUUGAAUCUAGCUUCCAUCUAGUGUCUGACUAGUAACGGGACGCUGAUUCUGUAACCUGCUCUGCAAUAGAGGUUUUGACAAAACUGGCUUCCUCACCAUCAGUUGCUCUGCAACCUGUCCUCAAAUAACACAUUCAUUUCUGGCUAUACUCAAGAACUCUACCUUCCAGCACACUACUGGCUUGGAUGCUGACCUGCAAACAAAUCACUUACCUCUUUGUGCCUCAUCUUACCAUUUCAUAGUCCCAUUUCAAAUUUACCCAUUUACCUACCUCAAAGGGUUUGUUAAAGAUAUUAAGUGCUCAAUAGCUAGGGAUUAUAAUUUUUGUGUGUGUCUGUAUAAGAACACAUAACUAGUGGGAAUUUUCUCAUGAGGGUCCAGUGAGAAACUUUCUCUUGUUUUGAGAUCAUUUAUAUGAAUAGCAAUCAAAGAGCUGACUGUUGAAAUGCCAUCUAAUUCUUUCCCUAUGUUUGUGUUAAGCCUACAAGUCAUUGCUUAGAAGGAUCAGAAUAACACUGUUGAUGGUAUACUGGCCAAAACACAUGUGUAUGUUUUGUUUAUUGAGUGGUUUAUACUGAGAGGUCAUCAGACUGGGAAUGGCAGUAAUUCCACAACUUCCUGUCUUUGCAUGGGAGUCUGGAAUGAGAGUGAAAGGGGGUUGAAAUACCAUAACCUUAAUUGCCAGAAAUGGGCAAGAAGAAAAGUUAUCCAUGUUACCUGUGAAUCUUUUGGAAGACAUGAGGUGGAAGAUUUGGGGUAGUCUAGGAGCGCCUCUCUAAGGCAAGGCUGUAAUAAUGAUGGAAUCUCCCAAGAGUGGAGAAAUUGGCUGAUGACCUCUUCAAUUGACUGUACAUAGUUGUUGAGCAUUUUUGUAGGUGGAACAUAUUUGUAAUGUGAACAGCACUGUAACUUUUUGUACAUUAAUAAAGCUAUGAUUUUUGUGUUCUUCUCUUCAAAGCUGUGAUAUAUUUGUAUGCUUUGGUGAAGUGCCUACCAGUGUUUAGCUUUCUGCAGAAUAGCAAAACCUUGCAUGCAUUUUGUUUUGCCUUUGCAACCCAAAAGUUAACAUGGCGGGGAGAGCUGUUCUCAUUGUGGGGCACUUUUAAGUAAAAUUCAUUACUACUUCAUAAAGAUUAUAAGCAACAUACCCUGGUGUUCCUAUGAUCUUCAGGUAGAACUGACACAUGCUUGCAAUUUUUCCACCCACCCCUAUUUGGUUUCUAUAAUGGCACUGGCAGAAUGCCACUCUUGAUGUCUGUCAGUGACACUCAGAAAUGAUGAUGUAAUUAAAAUUUAAUUUUGUCAAACAACUUAAUUUUUCUAUAGUAUGAAGUGAAACUUCAGAGUAGUGCUGAGUAAAACUUUUAAUAUAGCAAUUAAACUGCAAGUAUUUUUUCCCUAUGCCUGUGCCCGGUAUCUCUAUGAAUAAGGCUUUAUAGGCCUAAAUGUCAGUGCUCCAUAAUGAUUAAUAUGGUAGUAAAAGUAAUUACAUGGUAUAUCUUUGUAAAUGCUGUGGUAGCCUUUCACUCAUUAGCUUGUACCAGCCUCUGUUUUUGAGGGUUCUAGUCUUGGCUAGAACUCGCAUGUGGUACUGAGAUACUACCAUCAUUUUUAUAUGCAUACCCAGAGAAAUGGGGUUCUCAAGGAGUUAGCCCUUUUUUCCUCUGCUCCUUUUUCAAACUAGCAUGAUCAGACCAUUCCCCUUAAAGGGUGGAUCAUUGGUAAUAAAUACUAAUGAAUGAUGCUCUGUUGGCUGUCAGGUGGCAUUAACAAAUUAUUAUUUUAUUGUAUUGUUUCCUUCUCUUUUGUCCCUCCCCAAAGGCCGAGCAGAGAAUUUAAAAAAACAAACAAAUUGAGGGCAGUGUGAUACUUGCUUUACACUGAUGUAAACAGAGUGCAUUUUCAUUUACUUUAAUGGAGUUACUCCUGACUUGCACAGAUUUAUAAGGGCAAUCAGGCCUUAGAGAUGCUGUUAGGUCAUAUAGUUUGACUUUCUGCUGUGUCUAGGUGACAGUUCUAACAUCUCAAUAACAUAAUUGGCCCUCUAGCACAGGGAACAAAGGCCAGUGGUGGCUUCAGCUUUCCAGCUCUGGUCUUUGCCCAUGGUUAUGUUGUCAUUGGUUUGGGUGUAUUUAACCUUUAAAUUGAACUUUCAGGAUGGAAAUGCAUUACAUUUGAUUGUUUAACAGAAGAUUGAUUCCCUAGAAAUAUUCGCUACAUACAAAACAGAUGUGGGGAAAAGGACAGUGUUACUGAUUUAGGCCAGAAUUUUCAAACUGGAUGCCUAAAUUUAGGUUCCUAAAUAAGAGGCUUGCCCCCACUUUUUUUGCUGUUGUAGAACACUGAAUUUUGUAAAAUUACCUGUAUUAAUGAGCUUCUAUGGAGUUAAUAACAUUAGCCUUUAGUAAAAUGUAGAAAGUGAGUUACCACUUACCUCUUCUUGUGAAGCUGUAUGCAAAUAAAACUUAAUUCUUUUGGUUUA
Molecule: messenger RNA, 7245 nt
Organism: Chrysemys picta bellii (western painted turtle)
Lineage: Eukaryota; Metazoa; Chordata; Testudines; Emydidae
Product: circumsporozoite protein-like
Source: RefSeq, a predicted model, not a curated record